This is a messenger RNA of Punica granatum (pomegranate), 2663 nucleotides long. The record is from RefSeq and is a predicted model, not a curated record. Lineage: Eukaryota; Viridiplantae; Streptophyta; Magnoliopsida; Myrtales; Lythraceae.
ACCCUCUGAUUAGUUUUAGUAAGUUCAUGUCGCGAUAUAUCCAUGCACCUGUCUCACCCUCUGAUUAGUUUUAGUAAGUUCAUGUCACGUUCGGUUCGAAUUUUAAUCUCAGCCUUGUAGAUAUUGCGGCCACAAGGAACAUAGUUAAUAUUCUCUUCAGUCCAACGUUAACGGAAGGAAAGGAGAGAGGAGAUGCAUUUUGAUGCUGUGCUGAAGAAGUGCGCGUCCCUCUCCCACGUCAAGCAGCUCCACUCCCACCUCCUCACCACCGGCCUCUUCCUCUCCAACCCCGCCGCCCGCGCCCGCAUCCUUGACCUCUGCGCCGCCUCCACCUUCGGCGACCUCCAUCUCGCCUCCCUCAUAUUCCAACACACCCCUUAUCCCUCCACCAACGACUUCAACGCCCUCAUCCGCGGCACUGCCCUCAGCCCCCACCCCCUCCGCUCCCUCCACUGGUAUGUCGCCGCCCUCCGGACCUCCCCCCGCGGGGUUGACGCGCUCUCCUGCUCCUUUGCCCUCAAGGCCUGCGCCCGUGCUCUUGCACGCGCCGAGGCCGCUCAGCUUCAUUCCCAUGCGCUGGGCUUCGGGUUCUACGCUGACGUGCUGCUGCUCACCACCCUGCUCGAUGGGUACGCGAAGAUGGGCGACCUGGACGCUGCGUGGAAGGUGUUCGAUGAAAUGCCGAGGCGAGAUAUCGCGUCCUGGAAUGCGCUGAUCACCGGGUUGGCCCAGGGGAGCCAACCCCAUGAAGCGGUGGCCCUGUUCAAGAGGAUGACAGAUGAAGGGUUGAAGCCCAAUGAAGUCUCCGUCCUCGGGGCCCUCUCUGCUUGCUCCCAGUUGGGUGCGGUAGGAGAGGGCGAGAGGGUCCAUGAGUACAUCAGGAACGAGAAUCUCGAUGCCCACGUCCAAGUCUGUAAUGUGGUCAUCGAUAUGUACUCGAAAUGCGGGUUUGUCGAUAGGGCAUUUGAGGUCUUCAAUUCUAUGCCAUGUAGGAAGGAACUGGUAACGUGGAACACAAUGAUAAUGGGGUUCGCUAUGCAGGGAGACGGGUAUAAGGCCAUCGAGCUUUUCAAGCAAAUGGGUCAGGGUGGAGCUAAACCCGAUGCAGUGUCAUACCUUGCCGUACUAUGUGCAUGUAACCAUGCGGGAUUAGUGGACGAGGGUCUUAGGCUGUUCUACUCUAUUUCUGACUCCGGACUUGUGCCAAACGUCAAGCAUUAUGGUACCAUAGUUGAUUUAUUAGGCCGAGCAGGGAGAAUUCAGGAAGCUUAUGAUAUCAUCGUCUCCAUGCCGAUGAUGCCUGAUACAGUUCUUUGGCAGAGCCUUCUGGGUGCAUGCAAGACUUACGGGAAUGUGGAGAUGGCAGAGAUUGCUUCUCGCUACUUGGUGGAAAUGGGUUCAAAGAGCUGUGGGGAUUUCGUGCUAUUGUCGAACAUUUAUGCAGCUCGUGCAAGGUGGAAUGAUGUAGGGAGGGUGAGGGAGGCAAUGAAGGACCAGGACGUGAAGAAGAUUCCUGGGUUCAGCUACAUUGAAGUGGGUGGCCUCAUACACAAGUUCAACAAUGGAGAUCAGAGGCACGAAAACUAUCGGGAAAUUUACAGGAAGCUCGAUGAGAUUAAGGCCAAGGUUGGGGAGUAUGGAUGUGUUGCUGGAACUGAUUUUGUCCUGCAUGACAUUGGACAAGAGGAGAAGGAGAACGCUAUAUAUUAUCAUAGCGAGAAAUUGGCUGUUGCUUUUGGUUUGAUAAGCGUUCCUGAGGGUAAUCCCAUCAGAGUGAUUAAGAACCUGAGGAUAUGUGGAGAUUGCCAUGCUGUGAUUAAGCUAGUCUCUAAGAUAUACAAUCGGGAAAUCAUUGUGAGGGACCGAACUCGGUUUCACAGAUUUAGUGCUGGUUCUUGUUCUUGCAGAGACUACUGGUGACAAAGUAUUCUUAUAGCAUAUACUUCCAUAACAAUAUUGGGGAGGUGAUAUGUAAACAUUUUCCUUAGGGAUCCAAGGAACAGGUGCAAUGAUCGGCAUUCGGCUUGAUUUUCCAUGCCCUAAUCAUGCCUUAAAAUUCCUGCUCAUAGCACCAAGGAGAUCAAAGUUCCUGCCUAUUUUUCCUCGAUGCGGAUCCUUCAAAUAACUAUUUCAGUACACAAUUAUUGUGUAUUGUCAAAGAUAAUUAUGGGUUCCCAAAAUGCAUCGAGCGAAUCCUUUCGACUCCAAGGGAUGGCUGCUACCCACAGAAUGCCGGGAAACUUGCACGAGGAAUACGGUUUCUUCAAGUACGUGCAGAUGAUUAAAUAGAAUGCUUGUCGGGAACCAACAGUAAAGCGGACCCCAUAUUGAUGAUCCAUUCAGCUGCAGUGCAAGGCUGGUAUCAGAAUAGAGGACAACGUGGGGACGGGGACAAAGUGCGCAUCGAGGGAUAUAUGACUUCUAUCAGCUAAGGUUCAAUAAGUGAUACUUUGAUUCAUGUGACGCGGAUCGAAUCUGUUCAGAUCUGAUAGAUCGCACGCAUUGGACAUUAUGGGCAAGCUCUCGUUCUCAUCAGCUGCCUGAAAAUGUAGCGAGCUCAUAAUACGUCAGGCUAUAACUAUUCAAUCAAUUGUCAAAUGAUAGUACAUCUGUAUGUUCCAUAAAUUUUGAGCAUCCAACUAUUUUAUUCGGCCUUCUACUUU